UAUAAUAUAGUAUAGAUAAUUGAUCUAAAAAGCAAAAAUUGAAGCACCAUUUGUUGUCGUUGAGCUGAGCUUGUGGAACAGAGUUAGGGCUCACUCCCUCCAUCCAUCCAUCCAUCCAUCAAUCAAUCAAUCAAUCUCUUCUUGUUAGCUGUUUGAAAACCCUAAACCCUAGAUUCAGUUGUGUAUUUAAUUUAUAUUUAAGGAUGAGCAGCAGCAGGAGGGAAGAGGAGCGAAAUGAAAAGAUUAUUAGGGGUUUAAUGAAGCUUCCCCCCAAUCGAAGAUGCAUCAACUGCAACUCUUUGGGACCUCAAUAUGUGUGCACGAAUUUCUGGACGUUUGUCUGCAUGACAUGUAGUGGGAUACACCGUGAGUUUACUCACCGUGUUAAAUCCGUAUCAAUGUCUAAAUUUACUUCACAAGAAGUUGAAGCCCUUCAAGAAGGCGGUAAUCAGCGUGCAAGAGAAACAUUUCUUAGAGAUUGGGAUCCACGCGAACAGAGACUUCCGGAUAACAGCAAUGUAGACAAAGUUCGAGAUUUCAUAAAGAGUGUAUAUGUGGAUAAGAAUUUUUUCGCUUCAAAGACGUCUGGAAAACCUCCUAGAGAUAUGCUGAAUCAUAGAAAUUUUGAGGAUGAAACAAGACGGGCUAGUUCGUAUCAUUCUUACUCUCAAAGUCCGCCAUAUGAUUAUCAAUACGAAGAGCGUCGUUACGGAAAACAAGCACCUGUACUCACGAAAAAACCUGGAUCCGACAGAGGAAUGUUCCGGUUUCCUAGUACAAGUCGAUUAAGUGAUCAUGUGCAGGAAGACCGGUUUGCAAAGGAGGCGGUUAACGCUAGAGUUUCAGAUUAUUCAGUGACUAGCGGGGGUGAUUUAUCGAGAUCUAAUUCACAACCACCUCCCUCUUUUGCAUUGUCACACUCGUCAGGAUCUGAAAAGUUUGAUGGUUUGGACCUUUUUAGUGCGUCGAAUGCACCUCAAUCUGCCACAUCAGCACCUUCUGCUGAACCCGAAAAGUACGGCGGUCUCGACCUUUUUAGUGCGCCGAAUGCACCUCAAUCCGCCGCAUCAGCACCGUCUGCCGAACCCGAAAAGUACGGCGGUCUCGACCUUUUUAGUGCACCGAAUGCACCUCAAUCCGCCACAUCAGCACCGUCUGCCGAACCCGAAAAGUUUGGUGGUCUGGACCUUUUUACUGCACCAGAUCCACCUCAAUCCGCCACAUCAGCACCGUCUGCCGAACCCGAAAAGUACGGCGGUCUUGACCUUUUUAGUGCACCGAAUGCACCUCAAUCCGCCACAUCAGCACCGUCUGCCGAACCCGAAAAGUUUGGUGGUCUGGACCUUUUUACUGCACCAGAUCCACCUCAAUCCGCCACAUCAGCACCUUCUGCAGAACCCGAAAAGUUUGGUGGUCUGGACCUUUUUGGUGCACCGAAUCCACCUGAACCCGCCACAUCAGCACCUUCCGCCGAACCCGAAAAGUUUAGUGGUUUGGAUCUAUUUGAGUUAUUGGCUACAUCUUCUGUUGCACCGACUUUGAGCGUGAAUCAGGAGUUCAAAGCUUUUGAACCUAAUAUGGAUUUAUUUACCGUUAUACCCGAUAAGCAGCCGACUGAAACAUUAAACGAUAAAUCCACGGAUAUGAUCACUCAGAAAAACGAUGCGUGGGCUACCUUUGACAUGCCUUGGCAUGCACAGCCUAGUCAGCAAGAUAUUAGUGUUCAUGAUAUUGCGGCUCCAGUAAAUGUACAGAAUAAUAUUCGUAAUCAUAAUCAGUCAUGGAGCUCGUUUGAAGAAUCUACGACACCGUUCGAGAGCGUUUAUACAAAGAGUGGUGAACAAGUUCCUGUACAAGAUCCCUUACUUGCUGAUCCAUUUUUGGCAUGGGGAAUAUCAGAGAAUUAUAAGGUGAAAGAAGCUGAUUUGGAUGCUAGAUCUACUCCUUUUGUUAGCACAACACCGCAUGCGAUUGGACCGUUUGACUCUUCAACUGAAAUCCCGGUCCUGGACGGAGCACAAUCACAUGGGCCUAAUACAAAAUCUCACAAUCCGUUCGAUUUUCCUAGCGAUACGGAUUAUGAAUCUAGCAACAUGUUCUUUGACAUGAGCUCUAUGCAAUCUGCUUUGCCGACACCUUGGUUUCCUGAUAGUGCAGCAAUACCAUUUGCUCCUGGUAAUUCACAAGAGGCCUUAGUAUUCAUGACAGGGCAAGCACCAAGCAUGCAGAUUCCGAAUAUUCAAGCUCAGGGUCCUGUGGCUUCAGUUGGUGGUAAUCCGUUUGGGUAGGACCGGUAAUUCGUUUGUGGAUACCGUCUAACAUGACUUUGUUAAAUUAUUAGUGUCUGUAUUCCUUGUAAAAUAAGCUCUGUUUGCAUUUAAUCGUAUUCGGUAUCCCUAGAAUUCUGUGGCUUGAAGUUUUAGGUACGUUAGUGGCCUCGCUGGAACUAUAAAUUAUGAUAAAGUAUGUUCAUGGUUCCCUAAAAGUUGUUAGCCUAUGGGCGGAACUAGAGGGUUCGUGAACUCAUGGAUAUCUAAUGUGGUCGUUUUCUUGUACUUUCCCACUGGUUGGACAAUUUGACCGGCUCUGUACAUUGGGACUUUGCGAUCUGCUGGCAGGCGGAAUGUAUAAACUUUAAGGAAUGUCAUCCUUUAGCGAUCCUGCUGAGUGGUGGGUGACUCACGAAUGAGCUGGCUCGGUGAGUUUUACCGAUGGGUCUUUGGCUCGAAUGGGACAAGCUUUGAACAUGAUAUUGUUAUGGUUUUGUAAAAGUUUACAGAAAUAUAUGAUUAGUUAAGCCAUAAGACGGUGAAGGAUUAAGUCCGAGCUCUUCAGACGACCUCCGCCACUAUAAGUUAUGAUUGGAAAUCUAGAACUUAGAUAUGCAACUGAUGUUUUAUUUGAAAGUUUGUUAUAUCAUUUUAGCUUUUUCUCUUAAUAUGCAGAACUGUAAUUUGUUAUACGCACCUUUGUAUAGACACAACACAUCGAAGGAUUGAUUGCGAUUGUGUUUUUAAUUGGUA
Helianthus annuus (common sunflower) is the source of this 3023-nucleotide messenger RNA. Its product is annotated as probable ADP-ribosylation factor GTPase-activating protein AGD14. NCBI's taxonomy places the organism in Eukaryota, Viridiplantae, Streptophyta, Magnoliopsida, Asterales, Asteraceae. Gene Ontology annotation, molecular function: GTPase activator activity. The record is from RefSeq and is a predicted model, not a curated record. The coding region runs from base 204 to 2288 and encodes 694 amino acids. The transcript is spliced from 12 exons.